Messenger RNA from Quercus robur (English oak), 2080 nucleotides. RefSeq names its product probable galacturonosyltransferase-like 7. The transcript is spliced from 2 exons. NCBI's taxonomy places the organism in Eukaryota, Viridiplantae, Streptophyta, Magnoliopsida, Fagales, Fagaceae. Gene Ontology annotation, molecular function: glycosyltransferase activity. The record is from RefSeq and is a predicted model, not a curated record. Gene Ontology annotation, cellular component: Golgi apparatus. Bases 525 to 1604 code for a protein of 359 amino acids.
UGGAUUUCUAUGGUGGAAAACGCAAAGCUGAAAAAAAAAGUAAAAGGUCUCCUCUCUCUUUCUAUCUCUCUCUCUCUAUCCUUACUAGUACCACUGCUUCUUCUAUCACCUUCUCCUAUAGAGAGAAAGGCAACCAGUAGAGGAGAGAGAGAGAGCGAGGAAGAAGAGGGAAGUAAAAAGCACUCUGUGGCGCAUUGUAGCCCUGGGCCUUUUUAUCUUGCGCCUCCGCCCUGGUUCUUCUUCUUCUUCUUCUUCUUCGUCUUCUUCUAAGUGCUCUCUCUCCUCCGAGUUCGCUUUGUUCCCACGGCAUCCAUUAAUUUGAUUCAGAAAUUAUGAAAAAGGAAAGGCGGAAUUCGAAGGUCAGCUUUGUGGUUAUUCUUUGAUUGAGAAUCGGUUUCUUUGAUACAGCAACAAUAACUCUGGCGGACCUUAAAGCGUCCCUAGCGUUCAUAACUUCGAUUCCAGCUGGGCGUUUCGAUUUCAAGUCGAAGAAGAAGAAGUGGAGAGGGAGUUAUACAGUGAAGAUGCUUUGGAUUAUGAGAUUCUCUGGAUUUUUCACUGCGGCAAUGCUUAUGAUCAUUUUAUCUCCUUCUCUACAGUCGAAUCCACCGGCCGAGGCCAUCCGAUCCACUUACCUCGAAAAACACCUCCGAUUGCGCCGUCCAGAUUCGCUCAACCGGUUUUCGUUUCGAAGAGCCCCGGCAUUUCCCAAUGCCGAUGAAUGCGGCUCCGUCGACUCGAAAAUCAGCGUUUGCGACCCGAAUUUGGUCCACGUCGCGAUCACGCUCGACGUUGAGUACCUUCGAGGCUCAAUCGCCGCCGUCCAUUCGAUUCUGAGGCACUCGCCUUGUCCGGAGAGCAUUUUCUUUCAUUUUUUGGUCUCCGAUACGAGUCUGGAAACCCUCGUGAGAUCCUCUUUCCCUCUGUUGAAGUUCAAGGUGUACUACUUCGAUCCGGAGAUCGUGCGGGGCUUGAUCUCAACGUCGGUGAGGCAAGCGCUCGAGCAGCCUUUGAAUUACGCGAGAAAUUACUUGGCUGAUCUGCUUGAGCCUUGUGUUGGGAGAGUUAUAUACCUAGAUUCCGAUCUCAUCGUCGUCGAUAAUAUUUUCAAGUUGUGGAAUACGAGCUUAGGCUCAAGAACAAUCGGAGCUCCGGAGUACUGUCACGCCAACUUCACCAAGUAUUUCACCGGCAGAUUCUGGUCGGACCGGCGGUUCACCGCCACAUUCGUUCGCCGGAAACCUUGCUACUUCAACACCGGCGUGAUGGUGAUAGAUCUGGACAGAUGGAGACGGGUCGGGUACACGGAGCAAAUAGAGAAGUGGAUGGAGAUCCAGAAAAGCCACCGGAUUUACGAGCUCGGGUCAUUGCCACCGUUCCUAUUGGUUUUUUCUGGACACGUGGCGCCCAUCGAGCACAGGUGGAACCAACACGGUUUAGGCGGUGAUAACGUAAAAGGGAGCUGCCGUGACCUUCAUCCCGGUCCGGUUAGCCUCCUACAUUGGUCCGGUAGUGGCAAGCCGUGGCUCAGACUCGACUCGAACCAGCCGUGCGAACUCGACGAACAAUGGGCACGCUACGAUUUACACGGACACUCUGAAUGAAUUACUCGCCGUAUAUUGGCUGGAUGGUUCUAGAAGUGAGUUGUGGGCAAUUGGGCAUAGGAGCGGGCGACUUAUCCACAUUGGCCACAACAAGUUUCGUAGUCCCCAAAACUGGAAUUGCCGACGAUUUGCAUAUGUAGGUGUCACUAAAAAAAAAAAAAAAAAAAAUCAGUUUGCAAAUAGAACACUCAGGUUUCAUGGAUCGUUGUCUUCAGAUUCGCUAUCAUAAAGCAAUUAUGCGUGAGAGAGAGAGAGCAGAUUCCUUUUCCCCUCUCAAAUAUUUGUACAAUUUUGGGUGAGAGAGAGAGAGAGAGAGAGAGAGAGAGAGAGAGUAGGUUGUUCAUGUGGAAGGAAUUGAUCGGUGCUUCAUUUGUAUGUGAUAAGAGAUACACGGAUAUAUUUUUUAUUUAAGAACUAUUUUUGCAAUGAUAACAAAUUCAAGGUGAAUAAAGAUAUGACCCAUAAAAUCUUACUAA